Messenger RNA from Juglans regia (Persian walnut), 1407 nucleotides. Its product is annotated as E3 ubiquitin-protein ligase SINAT5-like. Gene Ontology annotation, biological process: multicellular organism development; ubiquitin-dependent protein catabolic process. The transcript has 3 exons. Gene Ontology annotation, cellular component: cytoplasm. Lineage: Eukaryota; Viridiplantae; Streptophyta; Magnoliopsida; Fagales; Juglandaceae. Gene Ontology annotation, molecular function: ubiquitin protein ligase activity; zinc ion binding; protein binding. The record is from RefSeq and is a predicted model, not a curated record. The coding region runs from base 254 to 1201 and encodes 315 amino acids.
AUUCCGCCUUCUUCGAGAAAAACUCUCCAAGAAAAGCAUAUCGCUUUUAAAGCGUUGGGAACUUAGGAUCCUGAUCUUUUUCUGCUGUCUACUACUCCAUGUUUAGUUAUUUAGAAACAGAGAAGCAAAACCGAAUGAAACAACGAAAAGAACCGUGUAAGAAAUUCACAUCAGAAGAAAGUGAAUGAUUUUUUUCCCCCAGUUUUUUUUCUUUGGCAUGGUUUAUUUGUAGCAUAUAAUAUCGCAAUUUUUAAUGGAAAGGGAUAGCUUUGAAUGUGUGUCGUCUUUGGAUGGGAUCGAUGAGGAAGAGAUCCAACACGACCAUCAGUUCGAGUCCUUGCUGAAGUCCCGCAACAAUGUGGUCCCGCCGGCACCCUCUCGGAGCACUAGCGUCCAUGAACUUCUCGAAUGCCCCGUCUGUACCAACUCUAUGUACCCUCCGAUUCACCAGUGCCAGAAUGGACAUACUCUGUGUUCUACCUGUAAAACUAGGGUACAUAACCGGUGCCCCACUUGUAGACAAGAGCUUGGAGAUAUUAGGUGUCUGGCAUUGGAGAAGGUGGCAGAGUCACUUGAACUUCCCUGCAAGUAUGGCUUCUUGGGAUGCACAGAGAUUUUCCCCUACUACAGCAAGCUCGAGCAUGAGGCUCAAUGUAGCUUCAGACCAUACAAUUGCCCAUAUGCGGGAUCUGAGUGUCCUGUAGUUGGAGACAUCCCUUUUCUUGUAGCCCAUCUGAGGGACGAUCAUAAGGUAGACACCCAUGUGGGCUGCACAUUCAAUCACCGCUAUGUCAAGUCCAAUCCCCGCGAGGUAGAGAAUGCGACCUGGAUGCUUACAGUUUUCAACUGUUUUGGUCACUACUUCUGCCUGCACUUUGAAGCGUUCCUGAUUGGCAUAGCCCCAGUUUACAUGGGAUUCCUUCGUUUCAUGGGUGAUGAAAUUGAAGCGCAAAACUUCAGCUACAGCCUGGAGGUUGGGGCAAAUGGCAGGAAGCUGAUGUGGGAAGGCACUCCCCGGAGCAUUCGUGAUAACCAUAGGAAAGUCCGAGAUAGCCAUGAUGGUCUAAUAAUUCAGCGAAACAUUGCACUUUUUUUCUCUGGUGGAGACAGGAAGGAGCUCAAGCUCCGGGUUACUGGACGAAUUUGGAAAGAACAGCAGAAUCCAGAUGGAGGGGUUUGCAUACCCAAUAUCUGCAGUUGAGAUAUCUUGUCCUCUGACCAUCUUGCUCGUUCCUGUUUGAUGCUUUGCUGGCUUGCUGCCUCUUUAUGUGUCAAAUGUACAUCAAAUUUUUCUUUAUUUUGCUGCUGUUUUCAAGAUACUUGAUGUGUCACGAGGGAAGUUUAUGGAUACUGGAGUAUUCGGCUUUUGUAAUUCGUUCAAUAAAGCUGCUCUAGUUUUUAUUUUUA